Zophobas morio is the source of this 2518-nucleotide messenger RNA. Its product is annotated as SID1 transmembrane family member 1-like. The transcript has 9 exons. Gene Ontology annotation, biological process: RNA transport. Gene Ontology annotation, cellular component: lysosome; plasma membrane. The record is from RefSeq and is a predicted model, not a curated record. The coding region runs from base 80 to 2470 and encodes 796 amino acids. Gene Ontology annotation, molecular function: double-stranded RNA binding; RNA transmembrane transporter activity. Lineage: Eukaryota; Metazoa; Arthropoda; Insecta; Coleoptera; Tenebrionidae.
CUCGUAUCUCGACUUGAUAAAAACUUGCAAUUGCAACUUACGAAACAAACAUUUAAGUUUCUGUCAGUAGGUUUCGAACAUGGUUACCUCAAACAUUAUGGUGUUCAUGUUAAUCAUAACUAGUGUUUUUGCUCUCACCACGGGCGACUUGAUACACGUUAUUGUUAAAGAAGGAAGUUUCUCGGAUACAAUGACCGUCUCUUUGAAUUCAACUACCAGACGAAUCUUCGUUUUUACUGCGGUAUCAAGUAAUCCUUUCGCCACACACGUUUGGGCAAACGAAACUAAUCAUAAUGCAUCAAAAGAGCAUCCAGUGGUAAUAGUGGUGGAACAAGACCAAGAUAUUUUGGAGUGGUCGAUUCCCCUGAUUAUGGAAACACACCGUAGUAGCGGUUCUGUACUUUUUAAUGACACUUGUAGGACGCUUUGCAACAGCAAUUUGCUAUCAGGGAAUUUUAAUGGAGUACAAAACUUUACCGUAAGUUUGUCGACAUCUUCGCCCGAUAACGUAACUGUCAACCUUAAAGUGGUUGAAAAAACAGAAUUUUAUUUGGCAACCAACCAGUCUCGUAAUAUAUCGACAAUAGCGCCUGGCAGACCCCAGCAGUUUCUGUACAAACCGAAUGGUACUAAAAAUGUUGGAAUCGAAAUAAAGUUUACUUCUAACCAAAAUACAUGUUUUACGGCAGCUAUUCAAAAGAUAAAAUGUCCUGUUUACCUUUUGGGUGAAUUGUUCUUUCUUGAUGGAAUACGCCAAACCAUAAUAUCAAAUGGUACCAUAAGGGUUAACGGCGGAAAUUUUGCCAACGGAUUUAUUCUUGUCUUUGUGCAAGAAGAAACAUAUUAUCUGUGUAAAACAGAAAAUCGAGAAAGAGCCAUCUAUGAUGACCUUCCCGUAGUUACAAUUGAGAUAAAAGAAACUUUUACUCACGACGAAUAUAUCUACAUUCCUUUAAUAGUUUUUAGCUGUAUUGCAGCUUUCUGCAUCGUUCAUUGCUUCGUUUUUUACUACUUGGAAAAGCAACAACAGUCAAAACUGCUUUCAAACAACAACACCGAUUCCGAUCAUCACCAAGUCGAAAAUAAAGUGUAUGAAGAAACAAAUAGAAGCACUGGAAACAACAACAUCUAUCCCGAAGAACAAAACAAUCAAACCGAUCGUCACCAAGACGAAAAUGAAAUCGUUGAAGAAACAAAUAGAGACCACGAAAACAACGCCAUCAAUACCGAAAUUGAAAAUGAUCAACGCGCAAACAAAAAGUUUUGGAAAACUGUAGAUGAACUCUGCAAAAAUUUUAAAGAAAACAAAGAAAAGGCACAUAGUUAUUUUUCGCAUGUUACCAAUAUUGCAAUUUUCUAUGGAAUUCCAGUUGUACAGUUAGCAGCUAACUACCAGAAGAGUCUAAAUGAGACAGGGGAUGAAGAUAUUUGUUACUACAAUUUUGGGUGCGCAAACCCUUUCUGGAUUCUAUCCGAUUUUAACCAUGUGCAGUCAAACAUUGGCUACGUUCUCCUAGGAAUUUCCUUCAUGGUAAUAGUAUAUCUUCGCCAAAGAAUACGAGGUGAACAACAGAAGGGUAUUCCAGUUUAUUAUGGAACAGAUUAUGCCAUGCCGGUAGUUUUAAUUAGUGAGGGCAUCUUGUCUGCAUGUUACCACAUUUGUCCAACUCAAAAGAAUUUUCAAUUUGAUGUCACUUUUAUGUAUAUAAUGAGUAUUCUCUGCGUUUUAAAACUCUACCAAAAGCGCCACUCUGACAUAACAUUGUCGGCUUAUUGGACUUUUGCCAUCCUUGGUUGUAUUGAACUAAUCGCUGUUCUUGGAAUGAUUUUUGAGAAAAGUCAAAAUUAUAUGAUGUGGUUUCUGGUGAUUGCUUAUAUAUUGUGGAUCUACUUCACAGCAUCGAAAAUUUUUUACCUUCGCAGCGGUUUAACAAAAUUAAAAGAAUGGAUAAUGUCUAUAAUUAGAGAGUCGUCCUAUACACAGAUAAACGAAAUUGCAGAACGACCAAAAAGACUGUUUUGGACUAUUGUGGUAUUUGCCAAUGCACUUAGUCUCGUUGUACUAAUAGGUGCAAUUGUACUUUUUGAUGUUUACAAAAUAUUAGAUUUUGGUACUUUUCUCCUUAUGCUGCUAAUGGGCAAUGCAGUUUUAUACUCGAUCUUUUAUUUGUUUAUGAAGAUUUGUAUUCAUAAAGAAGGAAUUUCCUUACAAGCGGGGAUUUAUUCUGUUCUGAGUCUAGUUCUUUGGGGCUUGGCCCUGUACUUCUUUUUCGAUAAAAGCACCUACAUGACUUCAAGUCCUGCUGACUCUCGCUCCUACAAUCAUGAAUGUUAUGUCGGGAACUUCUACGACAAACACGAUAUCUGGCAUUUCACCAGCGCUGUGGCUAUUUACUUCACAUUUAUGUUUCUCUUGUGUUUAGAUGACAAUAUUGCUGACAAAGAUCGAAAAGAGAUAUAUGUAUUCUAAUACAACUAUAGACGCUUUAAAUUGUCAAUAAAAUUGAUUAUUGUAGCA